Molecule: messenger RNA, 7295 nt
Organism: Carcharodon carcharias (great white shark)
Lineage: Eukaryota; Metazoa; Chordata; Chondrichthyes; Lamniformes; Lamnidae
Gene: scamp1
Product: secretory carrier membrane protein 1
Exons: 9
Coding region: 122-1126 (334 amino acids)
Biological process (GO): protein transport
Cellular component (GO): trans-Golgi network membrane; recycling endosome membrane
Source: RefSeq, a predicted model, not a curated record
GCGCCGCCAUUUUCUCUCGCCGAUGUGAGUCGAUUGCGGUUUAAAGGGGGGGGGAGAAAGGCCGUUAAUCGGUGCCUUGAAAUAAACACGGAACGGAGGAAACGUGUCGCAAGGCUUGGAUAUGUCGGACUUCGAUAGCAAUCCCUUCGCCGAUCCUGAAUUUAACAAUCCCUUUAAGGAUCCAUCAGUUACACAAGUAACAAGAAAUCCUCCACCAGCAUUAGAGGAAUACAAUCCUUUCACAGAUGGACGGACAGCACCACCAGGAAAUGCUGAAAAGCGUCCUAUGCCCAGUACACAGCCAGCUAUUAUGAAGCCAACAGAGGAACCGCCCACAUAUGCACCACAUACACAGGAAACUGCUGCAGCCCAGGCUGAGCUGCUGAGACGUCAGGAAGAACUAGAGCAAAAGGCAGCAGAGCUUGAUCGACGGGAACGUGAGAUGAAAAAUCUCAGCUACGAUCCUCGGAAGAACAAUUGGCCACCCCUUCCAGAACGAUGCCCUGUGGGACCAUGUUUCUAUCAGGACCUCUCUGUAGAUAUCCCUGUUGAAUUUCAAAAAACAGUCAAGAUGCUCUACUACUUAUGGAUGUUCCAUGCUGUUACACUCUUGGUAAAUAUUAUUGGUUGCCUUGCCUGGUUCUGUGUUGAUAGCUACCGAGGGGUGGACUUUGGCCUGGCCAUUCUCUGGUUCUUGCUUUUUACCCCCUGUUCAUUUAUUUGUUGGUACAGACCACUCUACAAAGCCUUCAGGAGUGACAGUUCCUUCAGCUUCUUUCUAUUCUUCUUCGUAUUUAUCUGUCAAUUUGCUGUCCAUGUACUGCAGUCAGUAGGAAUUCCACAGUGGGGAAACUGUGGCUGGAUUUCAGCACUUACAGCUCUUAAUAACAGCAUUCCUGUUGGAGUUCUGAUGAUGAUUGUUGCAGCAGCUUUUACUGGCUCAGCCGUUGUCUCACUAAUUAUGUUCAAAAAGGUACAUGGAAUGUAUCGUACUACAGGAGCUAGCUUUGAGAAAGCACAGCAAGAGUUUGCAACAGGAGUCAUGUCGAAUAAAACUGUACAGACAGCUGCAGCAAAUGCAGCUUCUACUGCAGCUCGUGGUGCUUUCAAAGGCAACCAAAUUUAAGGGAAAAAGGAAAGCAAAUCACCCACCCUCCUCUCAAUCACUCAUCAUCCAUAUACCACUCCAGUCAUUACAUGCAUACUGAUGUCUCUGAACAUGAUCUCACCAUAGCUCCAGCAUGAACCUUUGUAUAAAAAAAAACUCCAUGUAGCCCUUGAAUUAGGUUUUUGCAUGGGCUAAAAACUUACAAACAGUACUCUUGCUUGACAAAACCUUCUGUUUUUAAAUUGCUUUUUAUUUUUCAUAACUGUUUUGGAUGAUCAUAUUGCCCUUUUUUGGUUAACAGACUGUAAUUUGCAUGUUGUCACUGCUUCUUUAAUAUUGCACUCCAGAAUUACUGGAGAAUCUUAUGUCUUCUGUGCUACACUGGACUGCUGACUGAUUUGCACGCAACUUUGAUCUUGGAGAAUUGUUUGUACUGCCUAGUACAUUGGACUGGAAACUUAUUUUUCUGUGAAACAUCCGUAACUGCCUUUAUGAAAAGCACUUCCAAGUCAAUGUCAAAGUAACUAACUUUAAUUUUUUCUUAUUGCUCUCCUGCACUGUUAACUGAAAAUGAAUGGCAUGAUCCUUGUAAUUUUUGGUGGCAUAAUCACAUGGUUGAUUUACUUUUUGUAUUGUUAUUAAUACAUAACUGAGAAGCCUAAAUAGUUUGAAGUAUGAACUGUGGUACAGUGUAACUGUGUUGCCAAGUACAGGUAGUGAACUGUUUGGACUAUGUCUUUUGAAAAUUGAACUGCAAUAAUGUAUGUUGUGCCUUCCUAUUAAUCGCAUUACUUAAAUUAGAAAAUAAAUUCUGCCCAUCCUUGAGAAAUAGGCACUCUACAAAUGCAAAACCUAGGGUUCUACUUACCGUUUUAAAUGGAUAAAAAAUAAAUCCAGCUGUUGCCACUCAGACUUGUGCAAUAGCAUUUAAGACUUUCCUAAAUAUCAAUAAAAUAUUGCUUUAAAUGGAUUUCUGAAGGAUUUAGGAACAAGACUUCAGUAAAGAGUGGUUGAAUUGACUGCUUUUUAAAAUGUGACAUUGAUAAGUAGAACAACUGUUUACUGUUAAAUCUUUCAGACUUCUUGAUCAACGAGAUCAUCUCAUUUUGUUCUGGUAGUUAUGACUGUUGAUUUUUGUGUAUAAAUUUCCACAGGCCAGACCUAGAAGUAGUACAAACUACCUAAAAUAAAACAGGCCAGUGAUGUUAUAGAACAAACUUAAUGGUGGGCCUGAAGAAAGGAAGAGUUUUAAUUUUGAAAAUGGAUCCUGUACUAUAUGACCUGAUUUGUUAAACAUGUCCCGAGAAGGGAAUUGUACAGAGCCUUUGUAUAUACAUAGUUCUCCAACACUGAUUUAAGCUUUGAUCUAAAUGUGCAUAUCAGCUGCAGAUGGUUUCAAAAGCAGAUUUUGGAUUUUAUUAGUUAAUCCUUAUUCCACACUGGUUUGUGUGUAGAUCAUAAAAUGCUUUUUUUUUUUGUUGGACUGUUUUCUGCAAUGCUGAUGGUUAUUGUAUAAAGGAAUACUUGCAAGCUGUACAUGCCUCUUGGAGAUCUCUCCACUCUGCUUGAGUGGUCUCACUUGAAUCCCUUCCAUUUGUUUUCUUUUCAAAUUUUAUUAAGAGGUGUUGAUUUGUGUGUGUGUAUACGCGUGCGCAUGCAUGUGUUAGCUUGAUUUUCAACAACUAGGUGCACCAUCAGUUGUUAAUCAAGAGACACGCUUUUAAAUUUUGUUUUAUCCUGUUUGUACAUGCAUUAAAUGUAUCUGUAUUCUUGUAUAAAUGUGCUAUGUUUUAGGGGACAAUGUACUUUUAUUUGGAAGGCAGUUGUAAUGUUUUACAGAAGAUCUAGGCAUGAUGUAUUUGGAUGUUGAAAUGAACACUGUCUGAAAAGUUAGGAGUUAAGAGUUGAAAUUAAUAAGUCGAUUGAUUUUGUGAUGUUUCUUGGUUGUGUGUAUAAACGCCCAUAAAAUUGCCACUGCUAUUUCCAUCACCUAUAACUAUUAGAGUAUUUCCGGACUGGCUGGGGAGGAAAGCUGUAGAUUAACUUAACUCACCAUGACAUUUGAUGUAGCCAGAAUCCACACUGCAGCUUUGGCCAUGGAACUGUCCGUUUUCCUGGAACUAGCACCUACAGGGCAUGUCCAGAUAUUUCAUCCAGUAGUGAAUGGAUCAAGAUAAACUUGGGUAGGCAAGCAAAGACAUAAUGUAAAAUUCAUAUCCCCAAGCAUUGAACAAUUCUGAACUUGUUCAAUCGUAACAAAUAAGAUGCAUUUCCUUGCAGGCAUGUUUUGAAUCAACUCUUAUUAAAAUAUAUUUUUUAAAUAACUAGUGAAUGAAAUCUUGAUUUAUACAUCAUUUAAAAUGCUAGUUAUGAAAAUGUAAAUGGAGAGUGCUGUUUUAAUAGGCUUGUAAUGUGACCAGAUACUCGGUUUGGAGUGAAUCAAAGAGCUUCAAAUGGUAAGUAACAAACUGCAGUUACUUGUACUUCUGUUUAAAUAUGGUGGUAAAUAUUUCAAUGUUACAAGAGACCCUGAAAGAAAUGUCAUUGUUAGUUUAUGUAGUUAGUGAUAUUGCUGUUUUCUACUUAAAAUUGGUUUUUAAAUCUCACAGUUGUGAAGUACUGUGAUUAUAUUUUUAACUGAAUUGUGAAAUGGAGUGCAUUAGUAUUAUGUCAGCAGAAAUAGCAAUUUUUGAAUUGCUAAAUAUUUUAACUUGGGUAAACAGUGCUUAAAUUUCAACAGUAAUUCCUUGAAAUGAAUGAAGUAGAGUAGCUUGAGUAAGUAUCUUUAUCCCACAUCACCGCAAAUGAUCAUGGAAUAUAUGUUUAAAUGCAGAUGAGGACUUUUUUUUUUAAAACCAAUUUUAGUGACACAAAGGUUGAGAUGUACUUUUGGGGGUAUCCUGCAGUUGUGAAUAUGUUGAUGUUGGAGGAUGGUUAUUAACCAGUGGAUUAUGUAAAUGUCCUGUGAAGUUACUGAUUGAGGUCCUAACUUUGCAGUUGGAUCCUUUCCUAAAUCCUAAAUAUUGCAUUUGACUAGUAUCUCUUUUUGAGUGUUGGUUAUUCUGCCCAUUUUACUUUGUAGUCUUGUCGAUCUUUUUUGAACUAUGUAAUACUGCCUAUAGUUAAAGGAAGAAACAUGAUUGUUCUCAAUUUACAAUGUAAUAUAUCAUUUUUUUCCUGUUUUCGAAGUUGAGUCGAAUACUUUUUUUAAUGGAAUAUGAAGUAGAUUGAAAUGAGCUAAUUUAAAGGUAAAUGGAUGAAUAUAACAAGUAGAACUUAACUUUCUGCAUGUUAUGUGAAAGAAACGAAACUCAACUGGGAGUUUUAUUCCUAUUUACUGUAGGUCCACAUUUAUAAACCAAGAGGCCCAUUUUUGUGCUGUUCCACAGAUGGCUGUAAGUAGUUGCGCCAUCUAAUGUGGUAUGGAGUCAUACAGAGUAGCAAGAUCCUAGGUUUGAUCCUGGAUCAGAGUUAGGUGAAGUCAUCAAGGUAGUGUUGAAAUUAAUAAAAUUUAACUCUUGUCCUUGGGUUACUGAUGAAGAGAAGUCAGUCAGGGAAUACUUUGGAAAUGUGUACCUGUGGAAUUUGGUGGAGACCAGGCUUAAUUUAGUUCUGUGCCUAUUGAUACUGUCUAAGCAAACGUAAGAAAUAAUCACUGGGGUGAGAUAGAGGGUACUUGUAGUUCCCAAGUAACAGCACUUUAGCAUGACUAGGUGUUUCCAGGAGGGACUAUGGUAUGGAAACAAGUGAAAAGCAGAAACUUGAGCACCAGUGGUCAGGUGGAAAUUUAACAUUUAAAUUCUGUUAAUUGUGUAUCCCAAUUUUCUUUUUAAUAAAACUAGAAGUUCAGAAACACUGGUUGAAUAUAAGGAGUAGGGAUGAACAUAGCUCCACCUGCAGCAAUGGUCAACUACAAUGUAGUAGUUAAGUACAGUACCAAAACAAACUUCAGGCUACAGUGCUGUUCAACAACAUUCUAGCUCUAAACAUUUAAGUUUGUCAUUUCAUAAUUCUUCAUGUCUAAGUUGAUUCAUUCCUAAAUUAAUAUGUCAAUAGGGCACAUUUAAAAAGGAAAGCUUUUUAGAAUGUGUAUACAAACAAACUUAUGGUAAACCUGAAGCUAAAAUGCAUUUUUAAGCCUGGCUUGAAAUCAUACUUCACAAUUAAACAUUUUAAAAUAUGACACUUGCCAGAAAAAUCACUUAUGCCCCAUAAUUAGCAUAACCAUACUGACAGGAUAUUUGUUUCUUCCAUAUCUGCUGUAAAGUACAAGUAAACUGUUUUGUGUUCAUUUUUAAUGUAAUUUCUGUUCAAAGUUUGGUUCUGUCUGCAUACCACAUUGCAAUUCUUGAGUGUAGUAUCUGUUUCUUAGUGGAUUGAGCACUAUACCAGUUCUUGUGAAGAACUUGCAAUAAUAUGCACCAGAAUUUGCAGUCAGUGAUGUUCACCACUGACCUCUAUGAAAGCUGCCUACAAAGAUCUGGUCGUCUCUGCACAGAUCUCCCUUUCCCAACAGCAGUUUUAAAUCUAAUGCCACAGGCAUUCAGCAAAUAGGGUAAAUAUUGAAGUAUUCUCACAAAACAGAUCAUGAAGUUUGAAAGCACUGCAUACCUUCAUGAUUAAUUUAAAUUUCAGAUAGUAAAAUAAAAGAUUGCUUAUAAUUUUAACUUCUCUCUCAAUCCAAACACAUCAAAAAAUUAAUUGACAUUCCAAAAACAAGUUGCUUUUCAGGACCAACUAUAUGUUCAGUAAUUAUGAACUUGAUGUUCUAUUUUAAAAACCCAAAACCCAGUUAUACCUACACCGUAUUCAACAUGAUGUCAUUUUUUUCAUGUUUCUUUACAGUGAGACUGAGUGUAAAAGUAAGUGUUUAUCAAUUCACUGAUUUGUUUAGUGAUUGGAGGAACACUGGAGGAACAUAAUCCAGAAGUUGCUGUCAGUGACUUUCACAUUUAAAUGUCCAUGCAUGGACUCCAGAAGCUGCUUUUCGUUUCGUUGGAGUAAUGACAGAUUUGCUGUUAUUGCUACUGCUAAACUCAAGGCCUAUACCUUGUUUAUAAAAGAAAAUUUAUGUAACAAAAUGAUAUUCCAAGCUACCCACUUUACUUUUUAAAGGAGAAUUUCUUUCUUGCUGCUUUUCCAUCUCCCAACCUUUUUGCUAGAUCCAUCACUGCCAACCUGAGGUGGAAUUUUACUGCCCAUCCUGCCAGCUGAACUUUCUGGUCCUGCCGUAAUCAGUGGACUUUUGAAUGGCUCGUUGCAUUUUAUGGCCCCACCCUGUUGUGACAGGGCUGUAAAAUUCCACCCUAAUUUAUCUUUUUUAAUGCAGUUUUUAAAAACUUCCUACUAAAUUGGCAACUGGAUUGCUGAGAGAAACGUUCACUUCGGAUUCUAAUGCUAGCUUGAAUUUUUUCAAAAGACCUUAACAUUAUACUAGCAACUUGAUAAGUUCAUAGCUGGAAUUUGAUAUUUCAGGAUCGUUCAAAAUUUGCAAACUGAUUACAUGUGCAGGCCAAGUUUUACAUUUCUGCUUGAAGGGUUUUUCCAAAAUACUGGGCUGUUUUCAGAAACAGGUAAUGGGAAGACAGUUGGUCUUGUGUUUUGAAAUGGUGAAAAUAAAUGGACCAAGGACAUUUCCAUGUAAGCCCUAAUUCUGAACUUCUUUCCAGUUUUUUUGAGAAAGGAGUAUGGCAAUACCAGUAAUCUCCUUGGGUUGUUUAAGGAAAAAAAACUAAUUUAGUGAGGCAGUAUCAAUCAAGGAAUUAUGCAGUGUGGAAUAUGUACGCUCUAAUUGGGCAGAAUGUGUAAAUAUCAAUUUUACACAGCCUCUUUACAUUCUGAAGAAUAUGAUGUUUUGCCUGAUUUCAGCUAACUGAUGGGUAGCAUUGAUUUAUUUAAAAAAAAUAGAAUUUGCUUUAAAAAAAACACUUAUUCACAGUGUAACACUGUUUUCUUUGCUCUUGCUCUCAUCUGAAAGCCCAGGUUUCAACCUUGGACUUAGUAUUUAAUUAGAACUCUAUUUGAAGAUGUGGAUUUCCAUGGUCACCUUGCAUUCAAGAGUUUUGGUUUAUUAAAAUCUAAGAUAUUUAUUUGUAUAUUUUGUAAAUUGCAUUCUGCCAUUGUUUCAAGUUGCAGUACGCUGUACAAAUUCUCUUUCCAUUCUACAAUAAAAAAAAGUUACAACGCA